AUGGUUGAGAAGUGCUAUAGGGUCGAUGUUGUGAAUGAAGAAUUGGAUCGUUUGGGAAGGGUUGUGAUGAACCCUCAAGAUCCAAUGGUUGAAGCUCUUACAUGCGAAGAAGAGUACCACUCUCAAGAGGCAAAGGAGUUUGUCAUGGCCAUUGACGAGGCCAAAAUGAAGGAAGAGGAUGAUCCUAGGGGUGAAGAGCUCGAACUAGCGGAGGAAAAAUUGGAGGAGAGUUAUACCACUGAUGAUAUCAAGGGUAUUAGCCCUUCUUUUUUCAUGCAUCGUAUUCACCUUGAGGAUGAUCAAGCCACCUCAGUUGAGCCUCAAAGGAGGUUGAACCCCAACCUCCAAGAGGUUGUCAAGAAAGAAAAUUUUAAAUUACGUGAAGCGGGUAUAAUCUAUGCUAUCUCCGAUAACAACUUUAAUGAGGCUUUCCUUGAAGCAUUCCAAAAGCUCAAGGAAGCCCUCAUCUCCUCACCUGUUGUGCAAGCUCCAGAUUGGAGCUUGCCUUUUGAGCUAAUGUGCGAUGCAAGUGAUUUUGCAGUAGGUGCGGUGCUUGGUCAAAAGAAAGAUGGAAGAUCCCAUGUCAUCUACUACGCGAGUAGAACGUUCGAUGAAGCUCAAAAGAACUACACUACAACGGAGAAGGAAAUGCUAGCAGUCGUGUUUGCCAUGGAUAAGUUCUAG
Chenopodium quinoa (quinoa) is the source of this 684-nucleotide messenger RNA. RefSeq lists its product as uncharacterized. The record is from RefSeq and is a predicted model, not a curated record. The transcript is spliced from 3 exons. Lineage: Eukaryota; Viridiplantae; Streptophyta; Magnoliopsida; Caryophyllales; Amaranthaceae. Bases 1 to 684 code for a protein of 227 amino acids.